AUGGGUCAGUGUUUCCAGCAAAUGGUGACCGAGGAGGAAGACUUGCGUUGGGCCCAAUGGCGCUGGGCCAGUGUCUGUCAGCCAGGUGCCAGCCCCUGGUGCGCUGAAGCUCAGGCCCUUCCCAGCGCCCUGGCCUCCUGCACUGAGCUGUGUGAGCUCUUCCGCCCAGGCAGGGCCCUGGCGUUGACUGGCAUAGACGGUGAGCCUGGAGGAAGACUUGCCUUGGGUCCACUGUCCCCGGGCCAAUGUCCAUCAGCCAGGUGCCCAGUCCCUGGUGCGCUGAAGCUCGGCCCUCCCUGGCACUCUGCUCUCCUGCGCUGAGCUGUGGUGAGCACAUCCAGGUCCCGCUGGAUGUUUGUGUCGGGAGGGGGUUGCCCUGGGUUGGGUCAAUGAUGAGAACCUUAUAUUUUCUUGAAGAGAGGUGAUGACUUAAAAAUCAUGCUCAAUAGGAUUACACUGAGGCCCAGCCUAGGUGAGAUUUUUGGAAGAGGACACUGGGAUCCCCGGCAGGAGGGAUUUGGGGCUGGAGACCUGGAGAUCCUGAAGGGUAUCUGCAGGGGCCCAACCCUGCGUCUGCGCUUGUCUGUGAGGCAGCCCAGUUUCCCUGUGCGGGCUUGGUGUCAAUGCUCUGGUUCCCUGAGGCGGGGCACGUGGGUGACUCAUCCCUGAAGUCCCGUUCUCCCUUUGUGUC
Messenger RNA from Chlorocebus sabaeus (green monkey), 691 nucleotides. The record is from RefSeq and is a predicted model, not a curated record. Lineage: Eukaryota; Metazoa; Chordata; Mammalia; Primates; Cercopithecidae.